GGGUAGACACUUCUCAUUCAAAAACUAGUCUCUAUAUGUAGCAAUUGAUAUACAACCUUAUCCCUUAAGCAAUAAAGUGCAUUUUGGAUUGAUUUCACUACAGCAGGGGAACCCGCGGAUCAAUACCACCAUACUAAAAAUAAUUGUUAGUGUCCUUAUGUUGGUAGUAUUGUUAGUUUGACAAAUGAAAAAAAAUGUCUGUCAAUUGAGUUUGAGUUUUUAACCGGCGAAUUGAUUCGUGUGAAGUUAUUUUCUCAGAUUUGGUGCAAUAUUACUGUAAAUAAACUUUUCUGUCGUUUACGUUGAGUUGAUUAAGUUCCUCCGUAUCGGGCGUGAUAAAGUUUGCUGUUCAGUGUUAUGUUUUUUGUGAGAUAGAGACUCUUUUAAAUAAGCUGUGUUUCAACUUCUACAGAAGUUUAAACUCUUAUUUACUUUUCUGUUUAAUGGGUAUGUUAUCUACUUACUUGAAAUAUUAGAUCUAUUACAAAUCUAUUAUUCAUUAAAAACAACCCUAUGUGAUGAAAAUGUAAAUGUACUUUCAAAACUGGUAAAUGCAUGAACCAGGGCAUUGACACUGGUUGGAGAGAAAUUAUAGGCUUUGUUUAAUUAAUACCUAUUUCAUUUUAGGCUUCUACUGAUAAUGGAGAGUAGAAACAACAAGAAGUGCGUUAUUUGUAAUAAGAGGCGAAGUCGUGGUGGAUCACCCUUACUUUUGAGUAGGUUUCCUCUGGAUUCUGACCGUUGUCGAAUGUGGGUUAAAAAUGCUGGCAUAGAAGACUUAGCAUAUGUACCUAUUGAAAAGUUACACCAACUGAAGUUUGUUUGUGGUGGGCACUUCACUCCUGAAUCCUUCAAUGCCAAAGGAACUCGGCUGAAGAACUCAGCUAUUCCAACACUGGAAUUGAGCAAUCCCAUCUUGCCAGAUGAAGUUUUGACAGAGUUUCCUCUUCAUGUAAAAGACUCCAAUAAAGAAAACCUCAAGACAGUUCUUUAUGAUCAUUCAUAUUGCAUUCCAAAGAAGUCAAAUCCAGUUGAACGAGUUCCCCUUACAACUACAACCAAACAACUAAAUUCAACAUGUUUGGGAGCUGUGGAUAUACCAGAUUCUGGUAUUUCUGCGAAAACAACUUUUGAACCUCUUCCUUCUACUUCCAGUGCACCAGAACAUAUGACCUAUAAACCCAUUACUCAUGGUAAGUGUACAAACUAAUUAUUUACCUUCUAAAAUAUGCCUUCCCUCAAACUAAAGAAUGCCACCCUGGAUGCGUUCUGCAGUCUGCAGUCAGGUCAAAAUGAACUUAUAUGUACAACAUUCUAGGUUUCUGUACAUUUUAUAUUAAUGCUAUUUGACCGUGCGGAUACGAACAAAGAACGCAAAGCACACGUGACUGAUUGCCUUAUCACGACCACUUACAGAUUGUCUUGACAUACCCGCAGACCGCAUCCAGAAUGCAGAACAUUAAAACCUCUAAAUGCCUUUAAUUUAAUAUUAUGUCAUUGUUAUUGAAGGUGGGCCCACGCUUCAUAUUUUAUGAGAAGAGCUAUCAUUAUCCUGUCUUUGCAUUUUUUUAAAACUUGAUAAUGAUUGAUUGAUUUGGAAAUAAUAUGUUUCAUAAAACAACAAAAUAAAUUUUAAACUUAUUUGCAUAUUUAUAAUAUUUCAGAUGAUAAAAACAUUUGCCAUCAAGAUGCACAGGCAGAAAUAUUAGUCCACAGUUAUAAAAGACCUAAGAAAAACAUUGAAAUGAAAGACACUUCAUCAACAUUUACAAUUAAAGAGAAGAGGCUUUGGCGACAGUUACAAAAUGCAAAAAAAACAAUAAGGAAUAUAGCGAAGUCAAGAGUGAAUUUAGACAAGUUAGAUUCGGAAGUGCUGACAUCGUUAGUAAAGGAUGUAGUGCAGAAUAACAAAAAAAAGUCACAAGGAAAAAGGUGGACUUUAGCCAACAAAAUAUAUGCUUUGGCUAUAUUUAAACGGUCCCCUAAAGCAUACCGCUAUAUGCAAAAGCUGUUUACGCUACCAAGCACUAAAACGCUCCAAAUGAUUUUAAAAAAUAUACCAAUGGAGCCUGGUAUAAAUAAAAAUAUAAUUGAUAUGUUAGAGGCAAAAGCAUCAAGUAUGCCAAAGGAAAAUAAAUAUUGCUCGUUAAUAUUUGACGAGAUGGCGUUAAAGAAACGGAUAAUUUAUAACGAAAUUGCUGAUAAAGUGGAUGGCUACGUGGAUUAUGGUGAGGGCGAGAACAUGGGACGAGAAAAGAAAAUUGCAGACCAUGCGUUAGUGUUUAUGAUACAGGGUGCUAAACAUAAAUACAAACAAUAUAUUGCGCACUAUUUUGUGGAAGGCACAAUAUCAACAGCAAAACUGGCAAAAAUUAUAUCGGACAUCAUCAAAAAAUUA
Ostrinia nubilalis (European corn borer) is the source of this 2398-nucleotide messenger RNA. Its product is annotated as THAP domain-containing protein 5-like. NCBI's taxonomy places the organism in Eukaryota, Metazoa, Arthropoda, Insecta, Lepidoptera, Crambidae. Bases 641 to 1210 code for a protein of 189 amino acids. The transcript is spliced from 5 exons. The record is from RefSeq and is a predicted model, not a curated record.